AUGGCGGCACUGAAGUUCGCGGACGUCGGUGAAUAUGGAACAAGAGGCAGCGCUCUCCUUAUUUCAAUGCUUUUUAGAAAAGCGUGCGCCAGCGGCCGCUCCAAACCGCCGCGCCCUUGCCCUGCCCCGCGGGUCCCCUGCCUGACCCGGGGGAAAGCCACCGAGAAGCCAGCCGGCCCCCUGCUCAGCCGCCUGGCGGGUGGCUUGGAGCAGCUGCUCGGCAGCACUGCUCCGGGAGUGCCUGGCAUGCAGCUCCCCCUAGUACUUCUAGCCAGAGCGGCCUCUUCUGAGCCCUCGUGGAGCGCCCAUCGCGUCGCGGCACUAGGCGGCACAGAUCCCGCCGCGGCGGCACGCCCAACGUCUUCUGUCUCCGCGCCCAGGUCGGAUCCCUCCGCGCCCCGCGGCAACGCAAACUCCCUGAGCCCCGGCAAGCGCCAGGUCGAGGAGGGCGGGCCCGCCAAGGGUCAAGCGAAAACGACAGGCGAGACAGCCAAUCGAGACGCGGGAUCGGGCGGCAGCGAUGUGGCGAGCCAAUGGGCGCCGCGGAGGGCCUGGCCGGGUGGAGGAAGCGCGGGGGCGACGGCGAGCGUCGUCGUGGCCGAGGAGAUUUUCGGGGCGCGGGCCGUCCAGCCCGGUGGUGUCUUCGGGAAGGUCAUCGGAAGGCGUUCCGCCGCCUACGUCAUCGACGAGGAGUGCCUUGUGUUCCUCGAUCUUUCCGCCCACGCCCCGCCGCUUUUCCUGGUCAUGCCCGCGGAGCCAAUUAUCAGGUUAUCUAAAGCAGAAGAUUCUGGCCAAUCCCUUCCUGGGCGUUUGGUGACUGUCGGCAAGAAGCGUGCCGCUCGCCUGGGCCUGAGCGAUGGAUUCCGGGUGGCUGUGGAUGAAGGGCCCGAGGGUGGGCAGUCCGCCUCUCGCGUACAUCUACAUAUUGCGGGCGGCCAUCGUUUGGGCUGGCCGCCUGGCUAAGAUGCUUGCCGCGCAAGAGUUGCUGCAGGUGGACAAAUCGGCACCGAAUGGAUUUCGUCUGUUGCCCGUCGAUCCAGCCACCGUUGACGUCUGAGCUUUGGCGAGGCGUGUCCGCGGGAGGUAAUAAAAGCUUUGAGCAGCAUUUGCACAAUAAAGAUUUAACAUGGGGAUAUCAACUCCGUCCCGUGCGUCUCA
Dryobates pubescens (Downy woodpecker) is the source of this 1158-nucleotide messenger RNA. RefSeq lists its product as uncharacterized. The record is from RefSeq and is a predicted model, not a curated record. Gene Ontology annotation, biological process: purine ribonucleotide catabolic process. The coding region runs from base 1 to 963 and encodes 320 amino acids. Gene Ontology annotation, cellular component: cytoplasm; nucleus. The transcript is spliced from 5 exons. Gene Ontology annotation, molecular function: hydrolase activity. Lineage: Eukaryota; Metazoa; Chordata; Aves; Piciformes; Picidae.